This is a messenger RNA of Manihot esculenta (cassava), 2906 nucleotides long. Its product is annotated as C2 domain-containing protein At1g53590. Lineage: Eukaryota; Viridiplantae; Streptophyta; Magnoliopsida; Malpighiales; Euphorbiaceae. The transcript is spliced from 13 exons. The record is from RefSeq and is a predicted model, not a curated record. Gene Ontology annotation, molecular function: lipid binding. The coding region runs from base 184 to 2556 and encodes 790 amino acids.
AUUAGUAUUUUUUCCUAAAUUAAAUUAAUAUUAGCAAAGCAAACCGCGCAAUGCGCGGCCCGAUAAUAUAAUGGUUAUACGUCCCUGCGAUGAACGAUGUGCUUUUCCUCUGCUUCUUCUUGCCUUUGCUUAUUUGAGAUGCUCUUCAAUAAGUGAUACUAGAAGGUGAAGAGAACGAGAGAGAUGGAUUUUACACGGAUAUCCAUAAUGCAUCAUGUGGGCAUCGUUCUGUUCUUGCUUUCGUUGCUUUCUUUUUACAAUCGAUGCCACCCAGUUGCCUGCUGCAUUUCUUUCAUAUAUCUUUUUGCGGUUCACGAGAGGUAUGUCAUGCGAUUGACAAGGAAAUUGCAGUUCCAGGAAAAAAAGCAAGCUAAUCAGAAAAAAGUGCUCUCUGAUUCUGAAACUGUUCGGUGGUUGAACCAUGCUGUGGAAAAAAUGUGGCCUAUUUGUAUGGAGCAUAUUGCAACGCAGAAGAUUCUACUCCCCAUUAUACCUUGGUUCUUGGACAAGUAUAAGCCAUGGACCGCUAAAAAGGUUGUGGUUCAACACAUGUAUUUGGGAAGAAAUCCACCAAUGUUCACAGAAAUGAGGGUUCUCCGCCAAUGUUCCAGUGACGACCACUUGGCAUUGGAAUUGGGAAUGAACUUUUGUACGGCAGAUGAUAUGAAUGCGGUACUUGCUGUCAAAUUAAGGAGAAUGCUGGGAUUUGGAAUGUCAACAAAGUUGCAUAUGACAGCUAUGCAUGUUGAAGGGAAGGUCUUGAUUGGAGUGAAAUUCCUUCCCUGCUGGCCUUUCCUUGGCCGUUUGAGGGUAUGCUUUGCUGAGCCACCUUAUGUUCAAAUGACUAUCAAACCUAUCUUCCAUCGUGGCAUUGAUGUUACUGAACUUCCGGGGGUUGCUGGAUGGCUAGACAAGCUUCUGUCAGUUGCAUUUGAGCAGACACUGGUUCAGCCUAACAAGCUAGUUGUGGAUGUGGAGAAAUUUGCUUCAGCAGAGUCAGAAAAUUGGUUCUCUGUUGACGAGAAGGUACCUGUUGCUUAUGCCAAAGUUGAAGUUGUGGAAGCAGCUGACAUGAAACCGUCUGACUUAAAUGGAUUGGCUGAUCCAUACGUUAAAGGGCAACUUGGCCCUUACAAAUUCAUGACAAAGACACAAAGGAAAACUUUGGCUCCGAAAUGGCAUGAAGAAUUCAAGAUCCCCAUUUGCGGAUGGGAUUUGCCUAACGUUCUGGCUAUUGAAGUACUUGACAAGGAACAUUUUGUUGAUGAUUCCCUUGGGUUUGUUUCUUCUCCACGUCAUACGAACAUGGUUAAAUGGGAUUGUACCAUUAGCAUCAAUGAUCUUAGAGAUGGUGAGAGACAUGACAUGUGGUUGCCACUCCAGAAAAUUAAAAUGGGGAGGCUGCAUCUUGCCAUAACUGUUCUUGAAGAAAAUAGAAAGGCUGGUGCUAGUAUUUUUUAUGGAGAAACACUGAGCAAGGGAGAACUAAGAGAUUCCUUUGUAAGUGAGACUGCAAGUAGAGCUUCCUUUUCCUCAUCCACAACAUCAGAUAGGUCACCUCGAGUGCUAGAUAAUUUUGAUCCUGUAAACAUUGAAGGGCAACAGGAAACUGGGAUAUGGGUACAUCAAUCUGGAAAUGAAGUGCGAGAAAUUUGGGAGCCUAGAAAGGGGAAGAUUAAGUGCCAAGACAAUGAAGUUGGUGAAGUUCCUCAUAAUUCAUUGGGCGGAACUCAUUCUGCAACUUCUGGGCCCCUUAACAACGAGAGUAGCAGUACGGAUGAUACCCUAGAGGGUAAAAGGUCAGCGAACAAAGUCUGGAAGGGUUUACAUAAGAUUAGAUUAGUAUUUCAUAAAGGUUCUAAAAACGAGGAACAUUUGGACAGCAAUGAUGAGACUGUUCAAUCUCCUCAUGCUAACAUUAAAGCCGGUAACCAGGAGAUGGAUGUAAAUUCCAUAGUGGAAGACAACCUUCCUAAGUCUACAGUGGUUGAGAGUUCAAAAGAAGUUGAUUUGGUUUUGAGUCCUGAGGGAAGUGUGCCGGAAAGUCCGGGGAAGGUAAAUGUCAAAGACAAGGCAAAGAAUAUUUUUAAACGUGCUGAAAAGUCUGCUCGUAGCCUAAAGCAUGUUCUUUCCCGAAAAGCGUUAGGAAAAUCACGAAGCAAGUUAUCUGGUGCAAAAGAAUUAGAAAUAUAUCCAGAGUCUGAUUCUUCCAAUAAUGAAUCUCGAUCAUCUUCUCAAGUUGAAAGAGUCCCAGUUGUUUCUAGUUCCACAUCUUCCUAUCAUGGUAAUGACGAUUCUGAUAAAAACAAGGAGAAUGUCCUGCAGGCUGGUUCGAGUGAGUUUGCACUUGAUGCAGAGGGCCAAAUGAAGAAGGUAAAUGUCAAUGGCCUGGAGAGUGUAGAUGAGAAUGAGGUGACCAUCUCGAAUAGUGGCAUUGAGGAGUCGUCGAACUGUCAGCAAUCUGAAAAGAAAUUGGAUGCUAAUGAAAUGGAGGAGUUAUCCAACCUUCAGCCAUGUGGUAAGAAAUUGGAUGGUAAUAGACAGGGGGAGUCCUGAAAUCCUCAGCUCUUUCAAGAGAAAUUGGAAGGACAGGUUAAGUAACAGCUUUUUUUGCUUGGCAGAAUGUGAAUUAGUAGUUAGUAUAUAAAAAUGGUUUCCUCCAUCCUGUACAGUUGCUGAAAAUAUUCAUUGUUCAUUAUUUUGUAUAUUUCCCAAUCUUAUUUGAUUCUAUGUGAAGCUUUUUUAUUUGGUGGUAUACUUGAAACUGUUUGUACAUUCUCAUAUGGGAAUUCUCCAUAUGAUAAUACUAGCCAUAUUUAAAGAGUUGCUAUUGAUGGGUGUUGGAAAGAUGGGUGUAGUUUGUUUUUAUAUGAGAAGAGGAGCUAUUUGCAGUUCUUUUGUUGAAA